This is a messenger RNA of Microstroma glucosiphilum, 1790 nucleotides long. RefSeq lists its product as hypothetical. The record is from RefSeq and is a predicted model, not a curated record. The coding region runs from base 65 to 1366 and encodes 433 amino acids. The transcript has a single exon. Lineage: Eukaryota; Fungi; Basidiomycota; Exobasidiomycetes; Microstromatales; Microstromataceae.
CCGCCUUCUUCUCACUCUUGGUAUGGCCGAGGCAGCAAGGUAAAGGUAAAGAAAGGCGAGAGACAUGUCCACGUCGCCAUCACCGCCAGCAAGGACAAGAACAAGGAGUCAGGCAAGAGAUGGUCAAUACAGCAGCAACGAUGACAGUGACGAUCACGGUACUCCUCCAGCCAAUCAGCAACAGGCAUCUGCCGAUCGCCUUCAUGCAGUGACGUCCGACUCUGAUCCAGAGUCGCCCUCUUCCCCUGCUGAGCGGCGCAUCCCACCAAAGAGACGCAGCAAGAAGGCGCUGUAUCCUUCUGAGGCUGAUUUGGCUAGAUGGCCUCACUUUGUAUCGGAGCGAAGGCAAGGGCAAAGGGCAGCCAGAGAUGAUUUGAGCCCAGGUCUCGAUGCAAGCUUGUACAGCGAGGUGCAGAGGAUCGCUCGGCAAAUCAUAUACGAUCGAACGAGAGCUACACCAAGACAAGCAGCGAAUCCAUCGACCUCUGCGACAGAUAUCAACACGAACCAAAACCCCGAUAAGGAGCCGGGCCAGCCUACCGCCUCAUCGGUCGCCUCAUCCUCGUCGUCAGCUAGCUCGCCAGUGCCAAGCUCACACAUAUCCUCCCGCUCAGCCUCAUCCAUCGAGUUCUCCGAGGACGAAGAGACGCCUCGGCAAGUAUCACAUCGGUCCACUUUGGAAGAGUCGGACUCCAACUCUCAAGCCUCUUGGUCCCCGGAGACCGAUGAAGGAGGAGGAGGCAACCUUCUCCCUGAUAGCCUGCUUGACCCGCUCGUGCUCGGUGUUCAGGCCCGCCUCGACGCACUGCUUUGGUCUCUAGCAAUGGAGCAUUCGGUGAAGCAGAAGCGUGCUAUCAGCAAGAAGGAGAAGAAGCGACCCAUGGGUCACGAGGAAGUGCUCGACCUUCUUCAGCGGGAUCUUGAGAGGGGCUCACUUGGAAUGGUGGAACUGCAGCAGAGAAAGAGCGUGCUGAACAAGGCGAGGAAAAGGGUCACCCGUGGUCUGGGCCUUGAGAGGGCAGACGAAGGAGCAAGGGAAGACGCAGUACCAGAGCUGGAUGCUGCUACUGCGACUUCAUCAGCAUCCGCACACGGUCUGCGAAGCGGGGCGACACUGCAGGGUAGAGAGUCGGCAGCACAUCGAGAUGCAGCACUGCUACUGGAGCCUUUCGGACUAUUUCGAUCCGGUGCAAAGCGCAAGAGGAAGGCCAAGAAUAAGAAGAAGCCAUUGGAAGAACUGCCAGCGCUGGAGGAGGCUGUUGAGACGGAGCUGCCGAGGAAAGCACAGAAGCAGAGAGAGCAGGUGAUAAGAGGUGGAGGAGGGUUCUUGUUGUGUCGUCCUCCCAUAUCAAGUACAGCGCAGUGAAGCGAUGAAAGGCGUCAGAGAGUGGGGGAAAGUGAAGCAAGGUAUUGGUAUUGAAACGCGAGCAAUGCCUUUUUGAGUUACACCGAUGCAAAUAAAGAAGUGUCAAGGUCGUCUACAAGUUAGCUGCCAUGUCUUAUCCUCUACUUCCUAGUCUCCACCAUCCCAUCCUUCAUUGUCCCCUUCACCGUUCUGGUCGAUAGACGUCCUCAGUCCCAAGCCGGUUACGCCAGCGUUACCGUCCGACUCGUCGAUUCGUGACAUGCCCGCCUUUUCGAGCAUGUCGAUGGAUGACUUCAAGCGACGAUGUCCCCCACCUUGCGGCCCAGCAGGCCCAUCGACUGCCUUUACCUCUCCAUUACUCGCCACGCGCUCAUCCGCGUCCAUGUCCUUCUUUUCCUCAUCCGCAACGACUUCCUGAGCGUUC